This is a messenger RNA of Closterium sp. Naga37s-1, 1734 nucleotides long. NCBI's taxonomy places the organism in Eukaryota, Viridiplantae, Streptophyta, Zygnematophyceae, Desmidiales, Closteriaceae. The record is from the annotation of a GenBank genome assembly.
AUGCGAUGGCCGCGAACAAGUCCACACGCCUCGCCAGCUCGUCUGGCGAAAAGUAGCGGGGGUUCAGAAUGGUUUGGUGCGUCGCGGUGUUGGCAGUGGCAGUUCGAUUUCGUCGACCGCGGCUCGCCCGUGUUGGUGCGUCGGUGGUUUGAUUGCCACCCGUUCGAUCAGCGUCUGACGGUCGCUGAUCCGCCUGCGGUAUUCGCAUGGUCGAGCGGCCCACCUCGUUUGCUCUUCUCCCUUCUGCCUCUCUCACCCUGCCUUCUCCCUCCGAUUCCUCCAUCCUGCCUCCGCGACCCCCCUGCUCCCCCGAUGGUGAUUGCCGGAGCUCCUGAGUCGUCGCCAGAGCUCGUUGCCGCCUGGUCGGCUGUCGUCGCCAAGCCUCCGUCGGGGCCCGAAAAGGUGACCAUGGCAACGAAGCCCCCUCUACCGCCGGCUCCGAAGCCCGUGACAACAGUCGCUGGAAAGACUCCUCCCCUCGUACCCGCGGAUCCCGUGAGCGGGACUGGCCCGGCUGCCCCUGUUGCUGCUCCGCCCGCUCCGGCUGAUGCUCCUGUCCCCCUCGCUCCCUUGGUUGCGUCGGCGACGUCUGCUCCUGCUGGGGAGGUUGCUGAUCCCCCUGCUCCUGCCUCUGGCGCACCCGUUGCGUUGGCCGCUUCUGUCCCCGACGUGCCUGCGCCGGUGUCUGCGUCGUCCCUGCAGGCGGCGUCCGCCACCACUAGCGGCCCAGCCUCGAUGGUUGAGGCUCCGGUCGUGGACCCACCUGCUCCUGCCGCGCUGCCGGCGGCGCCGGUAGCGCAGCCGUCUCGUCCCCCGUCGCCAGACCGCCGCCUAUCUCGCCCCCAUUCUCCCGCGCCCCAGCAAGAGCGCGAGUCGUUGCGGCGCCGGCGCAACUCUCCCCGGCACUACCAGCGGCAGGCCCAAUGGCCUGCUCACCCCGGUGGCAAUGCGGGCUGGAGGGGUCCCCGCGGGCGUGGUGGUGGCGGGGGAUACCGUCCGCCUGUGACAAUGGCGGAUCUUCAGCGGGAGGUGUCGAGGGCCGUGCGCGAGGAGAGGGCGGCGCAGAGCCAGAGCAGUUCACUGCGGGCCGCGCCAGCGCACGUGGCUCCUCGCCGAGCUGUGCCUCCCGUGGUCCCUCCACCGGCUGCUGUACUUCCUCCUUUUGUCCUUGCCCCAUCGGCUCAUGCUCCUGCUGCCCCGACUGCUGAUCCUGGGUCUCGUCUUCGCCUGCCGCCCGUGCAGCCGGUGGCGGGUGUCGAGUUCGUUCCUGCUGGUGGAGGGGCGGCGGGGGCGCAGUACCCUCCAUAUCUUGCUCCCGAUGAGCCGCUUCCAUUCUUGGCGGUGGCACUUCAGCCACCGCAGACCCGUGUUCCUGAGGCGACACUCGGCCAGCUGCACCGUCUUGCAGAGAGCCUUCACGCGCUGCUGCUGAUCCAGGUGCUGGCUCACUCUUCUCUCCCUGCGAUCCCUGCUGAUUCGUUUCAUGACCGGCCACGCGAGACUUGCCUGGACGCGGCGGACCAGCUCGCGCAGCUGCUGGCGCCCGCGUUGGCUGCGCCCGUAGAGGGUGGCGCUGCUGCUGCGGGACAGCUUGACGAGGCUGUCCGGGGCUUGAGGCGGCACUUGCGCGCAGGAUCUGGAGCCGCGGCGAUCGGCGCAAGCAUGCUUGUGGUCCGGGAGCUGUGGCGCUCCCUGACGGGCGUUCUUCACGCCCUUGGAGCUCACCGCAUGUAG